Bicyclus anynana (squinting bush brown) is the source of this 4271-nucleotide messenger RNA. It is a transcript of the gene cd, whose product is annotated as peroxidase. The coding region runs from base 30 to 2423 and encodes 797 amino acids. Gene Ontology annotation, biological process: response to oxidative stress. The record is from RefSeq and is a predicted model, not a curated record. Gene Ontology annotation, molecular function: peroxidase activity; heme binding. The transcript has 13 exons. NCBI's taxonomy places the organism in Eukaryota, Metazoa, Arthropoda, Insecta, Lepidoptera, Nymphalidae.
AUGGCUGAAGUAGUUCAGGGCCCACCUACAUGUUCGAGUCCAGCCUGGCGAGGAGCUACCAGAAGCGACUGCGCCACUUCCAGUGCGCCAUCUGUGUUAUCUUACUUGUCCUGCUCUCCAUAUCGCUGCUGAUCAUGGUCUCGUACAACCUGAGCACCGACCCCGACGACGGCAACGGCACAGCUCCCAGGAACCUCUCACUCCUCAGGUUGGGUGUCGAUGAUGACCUGCUUCCUCUGCUGAACCAAUCUUGGCCAUUGGAUGGCGAAAUGUCCCCAACAUGGACAGUUCCGAAUCUGACAUCACAAGCUGUAGCGGCGGCGGUGGUACGAGGCAAGGACGCACUCAAGAGGAGGAGGCUGAUGGAACGCAACCUGGUGCCGCUGGCGACUGACUCACCAGCCUCCAGAGCUCAGAGGGCUGCUGCAACGUCUUCCAGUGUGAAGCCUUUGGCUGAAACGGCUUUCGCUGCUGAAGAAGCUACCAGAGCUUUGUUGAAUGGAACCGAUCUCACCAAGUCUAAUGCUGGAAUAGGAUUAGGUCCAUCAACGAACAGUUCGUUCUCCGAGCCUGCCUACUGCCGCCCGCCCGUCUCUCCCUGCACGCUCUCCAGAUACAGAAGUCAAGAUGGUUCCUGCAAUAACCUGGAGCAUCCCAUCACCUGGGGCGUCGCUAGCACGCCCUUCAGACGAGCGCUGCCGGCAGUGUACGGAGACGGCAUCAGCUCGCCUCGGGAGGGUGUGGAUGGAGCCAGCUUACCUAGUGCUCGUGACGUCAGCGUCACCGUCCACCGACCGAGCUACGCGCACGACACGCAGUUCACUGUCAUGCUGGCGGUGUGGGGGCAGUUCAUCGACCACGACAUCACUGCCACUGCGUUGAGCAAAGGUGAGAACAGCAGCUCAAUAUCCUGCUGCAACUCUAACACCACGCAUCCAGAAUGCUUCCCCGUGCGGCUUGAUAAAGAGGAUCCAUUCUACCAGGACUACAACCUCACCUGCAUGGAGUUUGUGCGUUCCGCUCCGGCGCCUACCUGCCAUUUUGGACCUCGUGAACAACUUAAUCAAGCAACGGCCUUCCUCGACGCUUCAGCAGUGUACAGCUUCUCGGAGAUCAAGUCGUACCAGCUGCGUGAGGGUAUAGAUGGACAGCUUCGGAUGCUGAAGCUCGGACCCUGGGAGCUGCUGCCUCCGUCCACUGACCCCAACGACGGCUGCAACACUGUUGAGAUGAAUGCUAAAGGACGAUACUGUUUUGAAUCUGGUGAUGAUAGAGCUAACGAGAACCUCCACCUUACCACGAUACAUCUGAUCUGGGCGCGCCAGCACAACAGAGUGGCGGCCAUCAUGAAGAAGCACAACCCGGCCUGGGACGACGAGACCGUGUUCCAGGAGGCGAGGAGAAUAGUUGGGGCACAGAUGCAGCAUAUCACUUACGCGGAAUUUCUGCCUGCCAUACUUGGUCAAGAUGUGAUGUGGGCGCUCAACCUCACUCUGGCGGAGUACGGGCACGCGGACGUGUACGACCCCUCGGUGGACCCCUCCAUUGCCAACCACUUCUCCGCCGCCGCCUUUAGAUUCGCUCACACCCUCCUACCGGGCCUCAUCCACAACGUGGACUCUAGCACCGGCACCAUCAGCUACACGCACCUGCAUGAGAUGCUCUUCAACCCGUACGCUCUGUACACGGAGAAGGGUCCCAAGUACGCGAUGCGGUCGGCUAUGAACACGCCGGUGCACGCCGUCGACCCGCACAUCACUUCAGAGCUAAGCGAGCAUCUGUUCGAGAGAUCUCCCGCCAACGCGUCGUCAGUGACUCCCUCCCCUCACCCCCUGCCGUGCGGCCUGGACCUGGUCUCGCUCAACAUCCAGCGCGGCCGCGACCACGGGCUGCCCGCCUACCCUGCGUGGCGCGAGCACUGCGGGCUCUUCCGACCAACCAACUUUACUGAUCUCAAGAAGAUUUUCGACCCACAGUCGUUCAACAGGAUUUGUAAGAUCUACAAGAGUGUGGACGACAUCGACCUGUACAGCGGCGCGCUGGCGGAGGAGCCGCGCGGGCGCCUGCUGGGGCCCACGCUCACGUGCCUCGUGGCCGACCAGUUCCUGCGCCUGAAGGUCGGCGACCGCUUCUGGUACGAGACGAGCGACGAGAUCAUCGGCUUCUCUGUAGAGCAAUUGAUAGAGAUACGCAAAACAACAUUAGCUGGUGUGAUUUGCGCAAACGAAGAACUACUUGACCAGGCACAACCCAGGGUCAUGGAAGCUCUAAGCGCCACCAACCCUCUGGUAGACUGCAAGGAACUGCCGCAGCCUGACUUCAAGCCCUGGAAGAUCCCUGGACCGCCAACUCCGGCGCCUCCGCCACGAAAACCCGCACCCAAAAAGCCCUGGAUCAAAAUGUCUAAAUCUGGACAUAAUUGAAGAAAUAAGUAGAUAUAAUCGUUAUGAUUUUAUUUGAAAUUUACUAUACGGUGUACCUUAUUAAAACUCUGAAGGCAAGAAUUUAUAACUUUAGAGUUAUGGAACUUUUUUUGAUUUCUAUUUAUUUAACUUUAGGUAAAUAAUUAUCUCCUACAUUUUAAAUUAUUUUUUAACGUCCUUACAAUCAAACCCUUAAAUAAUAAGUAAAUAUUACCUACCCACUUUGUAAAAAAUCCUUGCCAAAAGUAAAAAAUUAAUAAAUAGGUAGAGACGUGAAAAUGUUAUGCAAUUUAAAUUAUUAUAAUAUUGAUAUUAUUUUAUAUUAAUUUCUUUUACUACUACUCUAUUUUAAAGACAGCUCUUCUUACACGUAGACAGGAUAAUUUAUAUAAACAGUUACAAUACGCUUAAAAAAUAUAAAUAAUACUUAUUAAGAUAUAACGCAUUUAAAUAUUAUGUUGACACAUAAUAUUAUAAUAGGGAAUUAAAUGCAAUAAUAUACUUAAUAAUUACCUAAAUAUUUUACAAGAUUCUAACGAAGACCUUAGAAUUUUAGAGAAUUUAACUUAACCUUUACGUUGUAAGCAAUGUAUGUAAUUAAUUAAAUAUAAAAAUAUAUAGUUAAGAAAUAAUUAGAUUUAAGAUUUUUAAUGUUCGAGUAAAAUGAAGGACUUCUUUCAUACAAUAUGUUAAUACAAUAAUCCUAAUAUAUUUGCCUAAGAGAUUUUUACCAUAGUAAUAUGUAGUAUAAAUAGAUAGUUAUGUAAUUAAUACAAUAUACAUACUUAUCUGUGAAUCACUACUGUGCCAAAAUCACGAAGUAUAAAAUUAUGACUUCAAAAUGAUAAGUAAAAAGUAAAAGUAGUAUUUCUUUUAUCCAAAACACUGUGUGGUAUGGUCUAUUCACUUACUUUUGUAAAUAAUAUUUGAUUUUCCGUUUUUUUUUUUUUUAUUUUUUUAUUGAGAAAGAAUACAAUAGGGAACUUAAGCUAACUUAUCCUAAUAACUAUACAAAUCAUGCCCACGUGGAAUGGUGGCAAGAAUACUGGCUGCAUUUCCGCGCUGGACAGCCAGGCUGAUCCUUUGCGCAAAAAAUGAGCCAGCCCUUCUGUCACCAGUCGAGGCAACAAGCCGCGGUGAAAUAGUACGGAAAAAUUUUUUGGCACUGCGACUCCAUGGCCCAAGGGUCUCCACGGCAAAAGGUACAAAUAUGUAACUCUCUGUCAGAGAGGCAUACUUGAGCCACUUACCGGUUUCAGCUUUUUCUGCUGCUAUUUUCCGUUGAAAACAUAACUUAUGUGUAAGUAUUACUAUUUUAUUUUUGUAAAAUGAAGACAUUUCACCUGUUUUAUUAUAUUAAAGUUUUUCAUACAAUGUCUGUUAAUCAGAACUAUAUAUAUUAUUAUUUAUUUAUUAAUAUCAAUGUUGUAAUUCUGCCAUAGAAAUUAACCAAUUAAGAGUUGCCUUUGAUCGACGAGUAAUUCAUAUUCCUUGCUAUAUAAAACAACUUAAAUCAGCGAACUUGCUAUUAUGUACCUAAGAUUUUUUUUACUUUCAUAGUAUAUUAAUAUUAUGUACUUUGUUUUCAAAGGUGCAAAUUAUAUUAUUGAUUAAAAUAUUUGAAAUAGAUUAAGUAUAUUUCAACAAAUUUCCAAUAACAUGUUCGCUUCGCCCACCUUCACCCUAUAAUUUGUAGACAUAUUAUUUGUAUAUUUAUGAAACAUUUUUGUAUACUAAGUAAUGAAAAUGUAGCGUAAUAUUUAUAUUUCACCUCAAAUUAAUGUAUAUGUUAUAAGUAAUUUAUUGUGAAGUUCUCAUCAUUAAUUACAUUGAUUUUUGAAUUUUCUA